Molecule: messenger RNA, 633 nt
Organism: Pyrgilauda ruficollis (rufous-necked snowfinch)
Lineage: Eukaryota; Metazoa; Chordata; Aves; Passeriformes; Passeridae
Exons: 4
Coding region: 1-633 (210 amino acids)
Source: RefSeq, a predicted model, not a curated record
AUGCAUCGAGGCGAGCGGAGCGGGGGCUCGGGAUCCAGCCCAGUGCUCGGCCGGCGCUGCCAGGUCCCGCUGCCCUGCGAGAGCUCCGCAGAGCGCUGCCCGAUCCCUCCCGCGGCCCCGCAGAGCCCCCGGCUCCCCCUGUCACCCGCCUGCAUGAGGACCCAGCAGUGCCCCAGCGAGUCCAGCGGGGCACACAGUGCCGAGAACUGCAGCAGCAGUGGCAGCUCCGGGCUCUCGCCGGGCUCGGAUUCAGACAGCAGCGGGGUGGUGUGUGGUGGUGGUGGCAUGAGAGGCGUCCUGUCCAGGUACUGGAGCUUGGAGAGUCUGCACUCUGCCACAGUGAUCACUGAUGGAGGCCUGGACAAGACAGCCCUGACGGACGAUGUGGGGAGCGAGGAGGAUCUGUACGAGGAGUUCCGCAGCUCCAACCACCGCUACGGCCACCCCGGGGGCGGCGGCGAGCAGCUGGCCAUCAACGAGGUGUUGAUCACUGAUGGAGGCCUGGACAAGACAGCCCUGACGGACGAUGUGGGGAGCGAGGAGGAUCUGUACGAGGAGUUCCGCAGCUCCAACCACCGCUACGGCCACCCCGGGGGCGGCGGCGAGCAGCUGGCCAUCAACGAGCCCACAUAG